AUGGAUCAGACGCCGACGUCGUCGCAAAAGAAGCGUGCCAAGCGCAUGGAGGCGCCAAGAGACGACAUGGAUGACGACGUAGACGAAGAGCUUGUGGGGUGGCCCACAUCCUCAACCUCGACUUCCACGUCGAAAAAGUCCAAAAAACGCAAGAGUGACGCUGGCCGGAGUCUGACACGCGAACGAUCUACCAGUACACGCGCAGCAAGUGCUGAGACUGUGCAGCGUGGCGAGUCGCGCGCUGCCGAGGGGCCCGGUCCCGAACAGAAAGACGACGUGAGCGAUCAGGACGACGACGAUGCCGAGUCUGACGGCGCGGAUGGCGAGGCGUUGGCCGAAGACGAGUUUUCGCGGCAGCAAGCCAUUUACGCCGCGCAGCAGCGCAAUAUGGGCCUGCUUUCGCAUCUCAUGGACGACGAGCAGUUAGAGCGCCAUAUGGCCUCGCGACGUGGUACACUGAACAAGGGCAGCGUACGCAAACUUGUGAAUCAUGUCCUGGCCCAAUCUGUGAAUCAGCACAUCGUGAUGACAGCGAGCGGUGUGGGAAAAGUGUUUGUCGGCGAAAUGGUCGAACAGGCCCGCGCCGUGCAGCGCGAACGCAAUGAGUCUGGCCCGAUCCAGCCUGUGCAUUUGUACGAAGCGUACCGGCGCUACAAACUCGCCCAGGAACGGCCAGGCCACUUCCCACCAGGCAUGACAAGCGGCGCACCUGGACUAGGUCGUCGUCGUCGUUUGUUCUAG
Messenger RNA from Malassezia pachydermatis, 741 nucleotides. RefSeq names its product transcription initiation factor tfiid subunit 11. The transcript has 2 exons. Lineage: Eukaryota; Fungi; Basidiomycota; Malasseziomycetes; Malasseziales; Malasseziaceae. The record is from RefSeq and is a predicted model, not a curated record. Gene Ontology annotation, cellular component: transcription factor TFIID complex; nucleus. Bases 1 to 741 code for a protein of 246 amino acids. Gene Ontology annotation, biological process: transcription initiation at RNA polymerase II promoter; RNA polymerase II preinitiation complex assembly. Gene Ontology annotation, molecular function: transcription coactivator activity; protein heterodimerization activity.